Molecule: messenger RNA, 1510 nt
Organism: Aphanomyces astaci
Lineage: Eukaryota; Oomycota; Saprolegniomycetes; Saprolegniales; Verrucalvaceae
Exons: 1
Coding region: 25-1284 (419 amino acids)
Biological process (GO): translational elongation
Molecular function (GO): translation elongation factor activity; glutathione transferase activity
Source: RefSeq, a predicted model, not a curated record
UUGCAUUUGCUCCGUCGUUGCAUCAUGGCUUACAAGUUGUUCGUGCCCCAGGGCGGCGCCCGCGCCUUCAAGAUCUUUAUCGCCGCCGAAUACAGCGGCGUCAACCUCGAGAUCCCAGAAACCUUCGUGAUGGGCGUGGACAACAAGUCCGCCGAGUUCUUGAAGCUCAACCCGUUGGGCAAGGUCCCCGUGUUGCAAACCCCCGAAGGCCCGAUCUUCGAGUCCAACGCCAUCGCUCGCUACAUCGCGCGCAUCCGCGCCGACAACGGCUUGCUCGGCAAGACCUUUUACGAAUCCGGCCAAGUCGACCAAUGGGUGGACUUCGUCUCGAACGAACUCGAACUGCCCCUCAACGCGCUCUUGUACCCAAUCUUCGGCUACCGCAAGUGGGAAGCGGCCCUCGAAGCUAAGGCCAUCGAAGACACGAAGAAGGUGUUGCAAAUCUUGGAAAACCAUUUGCUCCUCCGCACGUACUUUGUCGGCGAACAAAUCACCCUUGCCGACAUUGCCGUGUUUGGUGCGUUGAUCUACGCGUUCAAGUUCGCGUUGGACAAGGACUUCCGCAAGCCUUACUCGAACUUGCUCCGGUGGUUCACGACCGUGGCUGCCCAGCCCGAAUUCGCCGCCAUCGUCGGCGAAGUGUACCUUGCCGACUCUGCCACUUUGGCCGACGGCGCCCCUGCCAAGCAAGCCCCGAAGAAGGCUGCCGCCGCCCCCAAGGCCAAGAAGCAGGAAAAGCCCAAGGAAGUAGAUGACGACGACGCUGACUUCGACGAAGCCCCCAAGGAAAAGAAGGCGGAACACCCGUUGGCCGUGCUGAACCGCACCAGCCCGUCCAAGCUCAAGUUUGACGACUGGAAGGUCACGUACUCGAACACCAAGCCGUUGUCCAAAGCCAUGGAGUGGCUGUGGGAACACUUUGAUGCUGAAGGGUACUCGUUCUGGUUCAACAAGUACAACUACAACGAAGAGAACAAGAAGAUGUUCAUGACGUGCAACGCCGUGUCGGGCUUCAUCCAGCGCUCGGAAGCCAUGCGCAAGUUUUCGUUUGGCGUGCAGUCCGUGGUCGGCGUCGAAGGCGGGUUGAUCGAAAUCGUCGGCUGCUGGUUGUUCCGUGGCCAAGAGAUCGAGCACAUGCUCGAAGCCAACCCUGACGCCGAGUACUACACAUGGACCAAGGUGGACGUCCUCGACGACGCCGCCAAGGCCCGCAUCGAAGAGUACUUCUGCUCCGAAGACACGAUCGACGGCAAGCCCAUCGCUGACGGCAAGGUCUUCAAGUAAAUUAAUUGCAUCGUCAUCUGUUUGCAGUGGUUUCGACGAUUGACCAACAGUAGUUAGUCUCGUGUACUAUGUAGUAGUACAGUGAGAGUCCCGUACUCGGGAGUCCUACUACGAGGCCUUAGAGAGCGUACUGUGGCAUCACAUUGGUAGAACAACUAGGUUGUAUGUAAACCCUUCAUGUAUCUUACACGAGGGAGUACCAAUGCAGCCUGACGUUAUGAUCAUC